GGCGUCUCUAGUGAUUGUAAAAAAUGUUAUUCGGUGACAACAUCGAUCUUUUUAAAUCGAAUCAUAUAAAUACCAUUUUCAAUAUAGCAACACCAACUAUUUAAAGUCAAACAAAAUAACGAGAAGGAAGGAAAGGAGAGUAGAUUCAUUCAUUCAUUGUAUUGCGAUAAUUCCAGACCCUGCAGGAAUUGCCUCUAUUUAAUUGGAUGUGAAAGAUAGUAAACAAAAUUAUUAGUGAAAACUGUUUUCAUGUAUAAUUUCCGUCUUGUAUGGUCAAAAUGGGAGAUUCACCAUACUUGACUUGUUUGGUUCUUUAUAUAUUUUCUUUCCAAAUUAUUGUUACUAAUUCUCGUACUUCUAAUGUUUGGAAAUUGAACGCAGAAGAAGGCCAAAUAGUUGAUGGUACUACAUUGCCCCAGGAUGAAAGCGCAAAAGGCAGAAUGGCAGAAGAGGACCCUAUAUUUAACAUAAUAACUUCAACAGUGUUUUACGGAAAUACCUGGACCAAACAUGGGUUUGAUAUGUUUUGCACGGACUGCCAGAUGUACGAACAACAGAGAGCUGGUAUGGAAAAUGGAGAUGAAACAACACCAGCAGAAGCAAAUGGCGAUGCAGAAGAUGAGUACUUAGAUUGCGGCAAGGCAGUAAAUUUCACAUACUACGACAAUCUCGUCGGAGUGGCGCGACGCCACAGGCAUCCUAAUGUACCUGAACCACAGGUUGCGUUAAUAUUCACAAAGAAAAAAUCGUACAAAAACGGCGUAACAGAGCUCGACAUAAACGCGUUAGAAAAAAGAUUGAAAAAAGCAAAAAGAGAGAAACCAAAAUCUGUGCAGCUGUACAACCAGAUUGGGAAUUUUUGGAGAAUCAAAGGAGACACGCGUCAGUCGAUUGAAUGCUUCAGACGUGCGCUUGCAGUCUCACCUUAUAAUGCAGAAGUACUUCUCAAUUUGGCGCGCGUGUUAUUUACACUUCAGUACUUAGACGACGCUAUCUACCUCACUCGUCGCUCGCUGGAUGUGCAGCCUCCAGACCGCAGCGCCUGGCAGCAGUACUUCACUCUUGGGGAGAUAUUCAAAGCUUAUGGACACUAUCAGGAAGCAGCAGUGCAUUUACGACACGCGUUGGACUUGAGGCCGGACUUCGAGCCAGCAGUGGCUGCAUUGAAAGACAUAGAAAACAUACCGGAGGCCUCCGUACAUGUCUACACGCUCUUAAUCAUUGUUUGUCUGGUGAUGGGAGUACUCCUAGUGAUCCUCUCGUCGGUGGAUAGCGGCAGCGAGGUGGAAGAACACAAAACGCAACGUCACUUCAACAGAGCGAUGGCCAUGAGAUCGCUACGCGGCGUAGCAUUAACCGGUGCGCGCGGGCGCAAGAAAGGAGGCUCGUAAACAUCACAACACCACCGGCCUGAGUUUACUUCCCUUUAUCCAAACUUUACUCAGGUAUAAUUUCCUGAUUGUGGGGUUAUUCAACUAUUUUAUGCAUCAAUUCUGUCUGAAAACAACAAGUGCUUUUUAAGAGAUAUAUCGCACACGACCACUAACGUGAUAUUAUCUCAAAAAUUGCGUUAUAUGUGUAUUUCAUCGUUAUAUGACAUACAUGUAACGCCAUUUGUGAUAAAAUAUAACGCCAUUGUUGAGAUAAUACGAUGUUAGUUGUUAUGUACUAUAUGUACAUAUAUCGGAGAUAACAUUUUUAAGCUAUAUAGCUUAAAUCAAUGAUCUUUAUAUAAGUGAUUUAAAUGAAAAGAUUCUUAGAAUGUUCCUGACAGGUUUUUGUAAUUUUAACAAAGCAGUUUUUUAAGUUUAUAGCAAUUUUGAAAUAGAGAUUUAUAAUUCUAUUGUACUAAUAAUGUAAUAUUAUUAAAAAAAAGAAUCUUUGUACUUGUGAGCUUUUAGAUGUGUUUUCCCAAUAGUGGAAGUUUUCAAAUUUUAAUAAUAAAUAUUUUGUCUCUGGUUCUCUAAGAUUUACGGUAACCUAUAUGACAGAAGCUGUAUUUAAAAUAGUUGAUUAUCCCUCUAUUUUGUUUAAAAUAAAAUUUCCAAUAUACUUAAGCUUGUAUAUUUACGCAUCAUUUACGUACUUAAUGUUACGAUUUACAAACACUGAUAAUGAAGUGGCUCUGGAUUUAUUUAUAUAAAAGGUUGUGAAUUACUUUUGGUUGUCUUUUUGAGAAGAGAUCGAAAACUCAGGCCAGAUAUCGAACUAACUCGAAAAAUCGUAAGUGAUAUCAGAUUUAUUAAUUUAUAUAUCGCUAAUUGAUAUAACUGAUACAUUGUAGUACUGUUCCAAGAUUGGUGAGAUCGGCGAGAAUUUUAUAUAAACUUGCAGCCAUAUGCAAAUACACCAGAAUUACCCGGCUAAAUUACGUGUUCGCAAUCACAAAUGUUCGUGGUGAACAAAUUAAAUAAAACGUUGCAUAUGUCAUGUCCAUAUAGAUGAACAUAACAUACUUUAACCUGACACUCUCGAGCGAAUCAGCCGCAUUUGUUCUACUACAUUUUGUCUUAAGGCUAAAGAACCUGUGUGUUCUUUAUGCUGUUAUAACCUGUGACGCUCUUCCUAACAAAUGACACCUCAAGUGUUGACAAAUUGACUGCAAAUAUUUUUGACCGGUCAUAACCGCAAGAGCUGCAUAACAGAAAAAAACGCGUUAACUAUUAUGUACUGCAUGAGUGACGUAACAUUUUAUUUGAGACGUGUAAACAUAGUUCUAUAAAUCCUCUUCUUGACAGUUAUAUUUUUUUAUAUUAUGUGCUAAGGCUAGAUGCUACGACUAAUCAAAUGACAAGGUGUACUUAUAAACAUGAAUGGAACAGUACUACUCAUCAGAGGCUAUGUACAAAACAAAAAAUAUUCUUUAUAUAUGAGAGCGACAUAACAGUCUUGCCAUGUCUAAUCUGAUCUCUGCUAUGUAGUAUUCAUCACCUUAUGAUAGUUGUACCUAUGUGGUGUAUCCUUUUAGCAGUUUGGAUAAAAUACAAUUUGGCUUUUCAAAAUAUUUACAUUUUAUAAAUUUGUCUACAAUAAAAAUCCGCUCCAUACUUUAACUGUACAUUUAUUGUAAGAUUAUUCUUAUUUUUAACAGCAAUAAUAGUUUAUAACUAUUUAUAGCUAGCUUAUAAUAUACUGAGUUGAAUUUCAAGCGCUGACAAGAAAAGAGUGCAUUUAUGCAUAAUUGCAUUCGUGUCCUUGCUGUAUAAGAGUAAAGCUGCUAAAGUUAAGGUGUACACACGAGUCCACGAUGUAUAGGAAAACACAGUUGGUUGUUAUGGCGUGCCGGCCUUGCAAUGAGCGUAUCACUUCUGCAACCUAGUCAUUCACUUAAACAAGUUUGGCCCAUAAGGGCAUCAGGUGUGUAAGUCGUUAGUAGUG
Molecule: messenger RNA, 3378 nt
Organism: Hyposmocoma kahamanoa
Lineage: Eukaryota; Metazoa; Arthropoda; Insecta; Lepidoptera; Cosmopterigidae
Exons: 7
Coding region: 270-1391 (373 amino acids)
Biological process (GO): actin filament polymerization
Cellular component (GO): cytoplasm; actin cytoskeleton
Molecular function (GO): protein binding
Source: RefSeq, a predicted model, not a curated record